Molecule: messenger RNA, 738 nt
Organism: Entamoeba invadens IP1
Lineage: Eukaryota; Evosea; Mastigamoebida; Endamoebidae
Exons: 2
Coding region: 1-738 (245 amino acids)
Molecular function (GO): GTP binding; GTPase activity
Source: RefSeq, a predicted model, not a curated record
AUGAUAAAAUCCCCAUUCGAUAAAAGUGUGUUUAACAAAUUCUUUUGUUUGAUUGACAUUGGUUUGAAGAAGAUUCAAUCAACUGAAGAACUGGUUUUAUUCAUUCCAGUCAUGCAAAAUGUAUUUAUUAAAGUACUUAUAUGUGGAGAGGUUGGAUCAGGAAAGAAGUCUCUUAUCAAUGCGUUGAACAAAAAACAAAUAACAACCGUCUUUCCUAUACCUCGCAGUGAAUAUGAAGUGAUGGAAAUGGUUGAAGGUAAAGUGAAGAUAACUGUGCAACUCUAUGACGAAAUGAACUUGAAAGCACAAAAUAUUGAUCUUAACAAUCUUAUCAAAACAUUUAACAUUAUCCUUCUUGUGUGUGACAUCACAAAACAAGACUUUUUAGAACAGUUUAAGAGUCGGUUGAACUUUAUCAAAAACAGUAGGACAAAAUCUAAAGUUUGCUUUUUGCUUUCCAAAGACGACUUCCACCAUGGGAAGACAGUUGACUUUGAAAUUGUCGACGCGGCUCUAAACAACAACACGCAAAUCAUUUCGUUCUCUUCAAAGACACGAAAUGGCAUCGAUAAAAUCGAAAACGAGUUCACAGACUUUAUACGACUGACUGCAGACAAAUCAGUUACUAAGAAAAUGGGGAAACAGUCACACAAACAAACUUCAUCUCUAUCACAAGAAAACUUGCAGACAAAACCACACUCUAUCUUUUCCAAAUUUAAGGCUAUAUAUAAAAGCUAA